AUGUCUGUGGACGCAAAACAAUGCAACAUUUGUGGCGCUCACACUAUCACCAAUGACCGACCUUGGAUUUCCUAUUACGGUCUGGAAAGUAGGGACCUCAAAGGAGAUUUCAGGCCCGUCCUACAACAGUCUGCCGAAUCGGGAUGCAGAGUUUGUUUAAGCUUUUGGCAGGCCAUCUUCAAAUACUAUGGUGAACGUUUGACUCCCUACACAGCUGUGGACAUAAUGUCCUGUGGUGAACAAGUUACUGUGAGCCUCGACGUGACAGCCAAACCUGAUCUCGUUUCCACCAUUAAUACUUCCACAAAAGGGUGCUCAACCACAAUGCAAGCUAUACAGUUGAAAUCAAGAGGCUCGGAAUUUUGGGAACUUGUUGUUUCUACAAAAAGAGGACCAUCCACCAUUCAAGAUGUUACAGAUCACCACUUGACCGAAGGCAAGGAUAAAACGACGCCUGUACGCUCAUCCUCUUGUGGUCAAGACGAUUGCAAGUUUUGUCCACGCCAGUGCCGUCAACACCCGAGUGGUAACACCGGAAGCCCGCAGGCUAUAGAGACUAUCCGUUCCUGGCUAUCCGACUGUAUCGAAAACCACCCAAACUGUGGAGGAGAUCAGAAGCCCUUGCUUCCACAGAGGAUCUUGGAGAUUCUAGACCACGCCACCGCUGAAUGUCGGCUACUCGUUACAAAUGAAGGUCAAAUGGACAGAUAUGCAUGUUUAAGCCACCGGUGGUGCAUUGACACUGAAAGGGUUUCACUGAAGCAACAAGAUUUAGAGGCGUUCCAAGAAAGAAUUCCACAGGAACGUCUUUAUCCAUUGUUGAGAGACGCGAUAAUUGCGGCAGGAAAGCUUGGGUGUAUUGUCCAAGACGACCCAGAAGAUUGGAAUCGUGAAGCGGUGAAAAUGGCAUCAAUUUACGAAAAUGCGCAUAUUACUCUUGCUGGGGAGCCUUCCAAAGAUGGCCAAGGCCUGUUCCAUGGAUGUAGUGACUAUACAUCUUUGGAGAUCGCCGGUCUCCAUACGAGUGCCGAUGCACCUAUAGUAGAGAUGCGGCGCCUGGUCAAUAGUCGGUCUGAUUGCUCUUUCUUAUCCCGCGGAUGGGUAUUUCAGGAAAGCCAGCUGUCCAAACGCUUUGUUACCUUUGCUCCUAACGAGCUCGUAUGGGAUUGCUUUUCUGAAAGUCGAUGCGAAUGCCGUGGCGUAUAUGAGGACCGGGAACGUGUAAAGUUUCUUCCUCCACUAGGAAAUAAUUAUGAAUGGGGUGACCAACUUUUACCGUGGUGCGGAAAGGAUGGAAUCGUCGAACAAUUCACUCGAAAGGAACUGACAAAGGUGGAGGAUCGACUUCCUGCGCUGGCUGGGCUGGCAAGCCGCUACCGGUAUCACAACGGCAAUUUGAAAUAUGUUGCCGGUCUUUGGCUGGAGACUCUAGAACGCGGAGAUAUAUUCUGGACGGCGUCGUGUGAUGAGCCUGCUCCAAGACCAGAACACCUGUUUGCACCUACAUGGUCAUGGGCUUCUAUCGCCACUCCAGUUCAGUUUAGAUAUGCGACAGGGUAUCCAGAAUUGCAUAUUUGGCUCACCGGAUGGGAGAUAAGAUCAGUCAAAGGAGGAAAUGAGUAUGGUCGACUUGAGAAAGCCCAUCUACGGGUAGGGGGCAUCGGGAUUAGCGGAAAACUGGUCGCAUACAAGAAGCAUCGCACAAUGUUCUCGAAUUCCGUGGGCGUCGUUCAGUUCGACGGCAUCAAAGAAACAAUCCCAUUUGCCGCUGACUACGACCUAUGUGCAGCGUCGAGAUACCAGGUCUCUAUUCCUUCCCAAGUUUUGUUUCUAUUCGGAUAUUAUACGGAAACGCGGUUUGUGGCCGGGCCUCAUCGGUUUCCGUUUUACCCGGGAGGUAUGGUUCUACGAUGUAUUGAUGCAGAGGAAGGCUACUAUGAAAAGAUUGGAAUUUUCGAUGCAUAUACAUUGUCAUCUAUCGAGGACAGGAGUGUUCAAGCGAAAGUUGGGGUGAAUUACAUCAGAUGUUUUUUAAAGGCAGGCCACCGACAAAAUAUCAUUAUAGUCUGA
Fusarium poae is the source of this 2070-nucleotide messenger RNA. RefSeq lists its product as uncharacterized. The transcript is spliced from 2 exons. The coding region runs from base 1 to 2070 and encodes 689 amino acids. The record is from RefSeq and is a predicted model, not a curated record. NCBI's taxonomy places the organism in Eukaryota, Fungi, Ascomycota, Sordariomycetes, Hypocreales, Nectriaceae.